UCAUGGGGCCCCCGGGCAGUAAGAGAUAAUGGGGCCUCCAGUGUCCCCGCCUAAACUCAAGCACACCCCACAAAACACCCUACCUAUAUGGCCCCCUACUGACCCCAGGCCCUCGGGCGAUGCCCAAAUGCCCGAAUAGUCAGUUCGCCCCUGGUCACAGCACCAUAGCCAAUCAUAGGGGAAGAAAGAGGAUCAGGCAGUGGGAAGUCACUGCCUAGCAACCAGAACACCUCCUAGUGAAAGUAGAGAGGGCUGUUGCUGUCAGUG
Messenger RNA from Staurois parvus, 267 nucleotides. Lineage: Eukaryota; Metazoa; Chordata; Amphibia; Anura; Ranidae. The record is from the annotation of a GenBank genome assembly.